Homarus americanus (American lobster) is the source of this 652-nucleotide messenger RNA. Its product is annotated as DNL-type zinc finger protein-like. The record is from RefSeq and is a predicted model, not a curated record. NCBI's taxonomy places the organism in Eukaryota, Metazoa, Arthropoda, Malacostraca, Decapoda, Nephropidae. Gene Ontology annotation, molecular function: zinc ion binding; protein-folding chaperone binding. The transcript has a single exon. Gene Ontology annotation, biological process: protein folding; protein import into mitochondrial matrix; protein stabilization. Gene Ontology annotation, cellular component: mitochondrion. Bases 1 to 639 code for a protein of 212 amino acids.
AUGGCACACAUUGUAAGAUUGUCUGCAAGAUUGGCAGGACUGAACUUACGUAAGACACCUUUCUCACUAAGACCAAGACCAACUUUGUUGGUAAGAAAGUUUCAGCCCAAAUCCAUUUCUUACCACAUAAAUCAGCAUUUCCACUGUUGUACAGUCAAUAAAUUUUGUAGCCAAAGUGCUGGUGAGUGUGGAGAGGGAAUUGAUCAGCCAAUAGGAAAAAUUGAACCUAAAUUUCAGUUGGUGUAUACAUGUAAAGUAUGUAACACAAGACAAUCAAAGACUAUCUCACAGCUAGCUUAUAAAAAAGGUGUGGUAAUAGUCACAUGUGAUGGCUGUGCAAAGCAUCAUCUUGUGGCAGAUAAUCUUGGUUGGUUUUCAGACCUAGAUGGUAAAAAGAAUAUUGAAGACAUCUUAGCAGCCAGGGGUGAAGUAGUCAAAAGAGGUAUUAAUAUCUCAAAUCUUGAUCUUGAUAAUGUAGGUAAUGUUAAUAAUCCUACUGAGCAGAAGGACUGGGAAAAAGAAGAAGCCACUGCACAAGCAGCUUGGAGUACAGUCCAAGACACACUUAAAAUGAUGGCUGAUGAUGAAUUAGAACCAAAAGAGUCUCAAGUUUCAAGUGUAAAAACAAAAAAGAAUUGAAGUGUUAUUAUAU